Messenger RNA from Hylaeus anthracinus, 327 nucleotides. RefSeq lists its product as uncharacterized. NCBI's taxonomy places the organism in Eukaryota, Metazoa, Arthropoda, Insecta, Hymenoptera, Colletidae. The annotation marks the transcript as partial. The record is from RefSeq and is a predicted model, not a curated record. The transcript has 3 exons.
AUGUUGAAUUAUGUCAAUAAAAUAUCUAUGAAACCAUUAAUGUCUAGAACUAGACAAUUCUCGACAAGUGUUUUGUUGCAAACCAAAGAAUCAGAUUCAAAAGCUGAAAAAGAAAAAUCUGCGCGAAUGAAACAGUUUCAUAAAAAACUGAAAUUGCAGCCGAUACCAAGAGUUCCUCCUAAAGAACGUUUCGUGGAUUUGGUAUUAGUAGAAACUGAUCCAAACAAUGGUGAACUAAUAACGAAUAGCGAAAAAGAUCCAACAAAGUGGGGAGACUGGCAAAAUGGUGGACGGGUGAGCGACUUCUAAAUCGGAAACUGCAUUUCG